UCCUGUGGCUGUCUCGGCCGCCGCCCAGGGGCCGCGGGAAGCCUGGCGGUUCCGGGCUCUGGGAGGCCCGGUUUUGGUUCGGAUCCGCCGCGAGGUAUCUAGUCUGCCAAGAUGCCAGGGUCAAGACCUCGGAAGGGCCCUAAGACCAGAGGCCAGGGUGCUGCAACUGCUAAGCAGCUGGGGCUUUUCGUGGAGUUCAACACUGAAGACAUGCUUCUGGGGGUGGAUGAGACUGAAGAUGAUGGAGACCUGGAGGCUGAGCUGUUGGCUCUCACUGGGGAAACAGGGAGCACAAGCAGGAAGCCAGCACCCAAGCGAUCUGCCCCCCUACCCAUGGACCACAUUGAGAAGUUGGCAGCAGACUGUAUGCGAGAUGUGGAGGAGGAGGGAGAGGAAGAGGAAGGGCUGGAGGAAGAUGCAGACCUGCUGACAGAGCUACAGGAAGUCCUGGGUGCGGAUGAAGAAACUGGGCUGCUAGAUGGCAGUGAGGCAACAAGCCCAGACUUGUCUGAGGAGAGGGCACAGGACAUCACUGAGCAACCUGCAAUGCAGACAGCCUUCCAACAGGCUCUACCUGCAGUGCCUCAGGCUGGAGGGCCUCGGGGGCUGCAGGCUUUGCUGGAGGAACGGAUUCAUAACUACCGGGAGGCCGCAGCCAGUGCCAAGGAGGCUGGUGAAGCUGCCAAAGCCCGGCGCUGUGAUCGGGGCCUGAAGACUUUGGAGUCCCAGCUUGCCACUGUGAGGAAAGGCGGGACGAUCAGUGAGAAUGAGAUUCCACCUCCAGUGGCCUUGGGCAAAAGGCCCCCACCCCACCAGGAAACAGCCAACAGGAGCCCUGAGGCAGACUUCCCAGCUCCAUGUGCCCUGGAGCCAGAGCACCUUUUCCAACCUGAGCCCAGCCUCCCAGGCAGCUCUGCCAUUGCUCCUCUGCCUGUUGCAGACCCAGCCCCACAGGCCCUGUUGUUAGCCCGACAGAGAGAGUACAAAGUAGCUGCUCUCAAUGCCAAACGAGCUGGAGAUCUCGAUCGUGCCCGGGAGCUCAUGAGGAUUGGGAAGAGAUUUGGUACUGUCCUGGAGGCCCUGGAGAAAGGGCAGCCUGUGGAUCUGAGUGGCAUGCCCCCAGCACCUGAUGAUCUGAAGGCCCUCCCACAGGCUUCUGAGGCCCUCACAGCAACCCGAGUCCUGUCCCCAGCAGUGGAGCAAGUACAGAAAGUGAUGGCCUCUGACCUCCCAGCCACCCCAGUGGCCCCUGCAGAGCCAAAAACAGUGCUGGAUGCUUUACAGCAAAGGCUGAACAGGUACCGUGAGGCAGGCAUCCAGGCCCGGGCCAGUGGGAAUGAGCGCAAGGCCAGGAUGCAUGAGCGCAUUGCCAAGCAAUAUCAGGAUGCUGUUCGAGCUCAUCAAGCAGGGCAGAAAGUUGACUUUGCUGAGUUACCUGUUCCUCCAGGAUUUCCUCCCAUCCCUGGCCUGGAGCCCAGUAAAGGUGCCGAGGAGGAUUCAAUGGCAGCAACUUUGGCAUCUGCCCAAAAACUGGCCUCACAAGAUACAGUCCUGGCAGAUGAAGACGAGGAGAGUGACACCCCAGCACAGGCUCCAGUGGCCAAGAAGCCAGCGCAUCCUCUGGCCCCUUCAUCUCAUCCUGUGACUGAGCCCAAGGCCUCAAGUUCUAAGGAAUCACUGAGUCCACCUGCUCGGGAGCAACUGGCACUGCUGGAGGCUCGGAAACUGCAAUACCAACGAGCAGCCCUACAAGCCAAGCGCAGACAAGAUCUAGAGCAGGCCAAAUCCCAUUUACGAGUGGCUAAAAAUCUCGAGGUCCAGAUCAACCAAGCCCGAGCAGGUCAACCCAUUGACCUCUCCAAGGUGCCUUCACCCUUGACGGAUGAAGAGGGUGACUUCAUCCUCAUUCACCAUGAGGAUCUGCGGCUCUCCCAGAAGGCUGAGGAGGUGUAUGUCCAGCUACAGAAAAUACUCCUGGAGCAGCAUGAGAAGUGCCUGCUGUUCUCCAAGCAGUUCAUGCACCAGGGCAAUGUGGCUGAGACUACCCGGUUUGAGAAGCUUGCUCAGGACCGAAAGAAACAGCUUGAGAUCCUGCAGCUAGCCCAGGCCCAGGGUCUUGACCCUCCCAGCCAUCACUUUGAGUUGAAGACAUUCCAGACUGUGAGGAUCUUCUCAGAACUUAACAGCACAGAAAUGCAUCUGAUCAUCGUCCGGGGAAUGAACCUCCCGGCCCCACCAGGAGUGACUCCCGAUGACUUGGAUGCAUUUGUACGCUUUGAGUUUCACUACCCUAACUCGGACCAGGCUCAAAAAAGCAAAACAGCCGUGGUAAAGAAUACAAACUCUCCAGAAUUUGAACAAGUUUUCAAACUAAACAUCAAUCGAAAUCACCGGGGCUUUAAGAGGGUGAUCCAGAGCAAAGGAAUCAAAUUUGAGAUCUUCCACAAAGGAUCCUUUUUUAGAAGUGACAAGCUGGUUGGCACAGCACACCUGAAAUUGGAAAGGCUGGAGAAUGAGUGUGAGAUCAGAGAAAUAAUGGAGGUUCUGGAUGGAAGAAAGCCCACCGGGGGGAAGCUGGAGGUUAAGGUGAGGCUGCGGGAGCCUUUGAGCGGCCAGGAUGUGCAGAUGGUCACCGAGAACUGGCUGGUCCUGGAGCCUAGGGGCCUGUGAGGUGGUGGGCACUGGUACCAGCUCACUGACCCAGCUCUGCGGCUGCAAGAGCCUCUGUAGUGAGAGCUGCUGCUACACAAGCACCAAAGACCGCCGAACUAACCGUGGCCUGGGCUGUCCUUGCGCCACCUCGCCUGGGCCUCCAUGGAGCAUAUGUACAGCCUCCUGCCACCAGAAUGUGGGUGAAGACAAGGAUACCCCCAUUGCUCUGUGCCAGAGUCCUACUGCCCCUUAACCUCUGCAUAGCGAUGAUGUACAGUCUAACCCAGCCCCCGGUUGCACCAUUUCUGGAUGUGCCUUUCAAAGAUGUGACUGUAAGGGAUGGAGAACAUGAGGGUGAUCGGAACCUUCCCUGCUUAGGGGAGGGGCAGGAUUCCGGGACUACAGCUGUUUUCCCCUCUGCCUGUGCCUUUGACCCUAACACCUGCUGCACUAGCCUUUCUGAUUCCCAGGGGACUGGGGAACAGGAACAUUACUUUGGUACUAUUGGUGGGAAGGGGAAGGCUUUCUUCGCUUUGGUCCAUGUACCUAAGAUGUUAACUGGGAAGAAAAGAAAAAAAAAUAGUUUUA
Molecule: messenger RNA, 3240 nt
Organism: Myodes glareolus (Bank vole)
Lineage: Eukaryota; Metazoa; Chordata; Mammalia; Rodentia; Cricetidae
Source: RefSeq, a predicted model, not a curated record